AUGUUCUCAAAAUGUAGAACUGACGCGUUUAGGAAGAUGUCUAUGAAAUGUUUCGCCCUUAGUUAUAAUAUAAAAAAGGAAGAAAGAUUGUUGGAGAUGCACAAGUCCAAUUUCGUAGAAAACGGCACUAAUAUUAAUUUUCGUUCAUCAGUGAAGGCGAGCGAAGCAAACUCCACAGAAAGUCUGAAGUCCGGCUUUAGCCGGAUGUUCAGACUGAAGGCCUUCGACUCAUUUGAGACGGAAGCGGUCGUGGAAGCCUUGGACAACCAAGGCGUCCCUACUCAGUACAUAAAGGUACUUCGAGAGUUGUACAGUAACUUCACGACCGGAAUUUCGCCAUUCUACAAGAACAUCAUCAUUGACGUGAAGAGGGGGGUCCGACAGGGUGAUACAAUUUCACCCAAAAUAUUCACAGACACCCUCGAGAACGCAAUGCGAAAGUUGAAAUGGGACUACAUGGGAGUGAAAGUUGAUGGUCGGCAGCUACACCAUUUGCGCUUUGCUGAUGACGUCGUACUGAUAACACCUAGCAUCAGCCAAGCGGAACGAAUGCUGACCGAAUUCGACGAAACAUGUGGAUGCAUCGGUCUUCAGCUGAAUCUACAAAAGACGAUGUUCAUGCGGAACGGAUGGGUGCCCCAUUCACGCUCAACGGAACGAACAUAUCCGAAUGCACCAGCUACGUUUAUCUGGGUCGGGAACUGA
Messenger RNA from Necator americanus (New World hookworm), 705 nucleotides. RefSeq lists its product as uncharacterized. NCBI's taxonomy places the organism in Eukaryota, Metazoa, Nematoda, Chromadorea, Rhabditida, Ancylostomatidae. The transcript is spliced from 2 exons. The record is from RefSeq and is a predicted model, not a curated record. Bases 1 to 705 code for a protein of 234 amino acids.